UCUUCUUGUCAUUUUCCUCCCAACCAUUUUCUACUUUGGCCAACUUUUUUUCUUUUGUUACUUAGAAAGAAAAGAAAAAUAAAAAUGCAAAUCUCCACUCACACAUUAUACAUUCUCUUUUUACAAUCCUUAGAUUGUCCCUUUUGCCUUCUUCCUCUUGUUCUCUUCCCACUUUACUCCUGAUUCUCUUCCUUUCGGAAUUUCAUCGAACUACUCAACAACCCUAUUUACGUUUAUUUUAUUAUGCAAUAUUCUCAUGCAGAUUAAAUAAUCAGAAAAAUAGACCUUUUUCCUCCGUAUAUAAAUAGGCACAACACACGUAAACAUGGACCCAAACCCUAUAGUAAACACUCUCAACGACUCAUAUCAUUACCACUAAUAUUAUACUUGUACGUCAUGAGUUCAAUGGCAAGAGACCGAAAAGAACAAAUGGUGAUCCAGUCUUCCAUCGUCUUGCUUCAAGAAAGAUUCCGACAACUUCAGAGAGCACGGGAGUUAAGAGCUGAGCGAGAGCUCCUUAACCCUAAACCUAACAACCAAGACAACAUCUUGCAAUAUUACAGCGAACCCACGAGCUUUGAUUUCUUCCAGUUUCUACCUCUAAACUCUCAAACAUCCUCGUCACAGCAGCUUCUCUCCCUCUCCUUAUGUCCACACUCCACCUCUGAAUCCAUUGAAAAGCCAAGCUUUUGUCAUCAGUGGCCAACUAAAGACGAUAAGAAGAUUGGUGGGUUUGAUCGAUUCGACGAUGUUGACACGUCUCUCCAUCUCUAAAACUUGUUCCGAUCCGAUCCAUCUUUUUCCUUUCCUUUUAGUUUAUAAAUAUGUAUGUAUAACCUUUUUUUUGGUCGGUAUGAUCCUUUAAAGAGUCAUGUAGGUGGUGGUGAUAUGUAUGGUUAAAAUGGAAAUCAGAUAUAUAUAUAUAUAUAUAUAUAUAUUGAUUAUUUCGAAGUUAAUGAUUAUGUUUAUGUUUUAUA
Camelina sativa (false flax) is the source of this 977-nucleotide messenger RNA. RefSeq lists its product as uncharacterized. The record is from RefSeq and is a predicted model, not a curated record. NCBI's taxonomy places the organism in Eukaryota, Viridiplantae, Streptophyta, Magnoliopsida, Brassicales, Brassicaceae.